Glycine soja is the source of this 1459-nucleotide messenger RNA. RefSeq names its product RHOMBOID-like protein 13. NCBI's taxonomy places the organism in Eukaryota, Viridiplantae, Streptophyta, Magnoliopsida, Fabales, Fabaceae. Bases 326 to 1183 code for a protein of 285 amino acids. Gene Ontology annotation, cellular component: membrane. Gene Ontology annotation, molecular function: serine-type endopeptidase activity. The record is from RefSeq and is a predicted model, not a curated record. The transcript has 2 exons.
UAAGAUCAUUAAUUUGACAAAAUGAUAGGCAGUUAAAAUAUGCAUAUGCUUCAGAAAACGCAGGCGAGCAUUCAUCCAAACACUCGAAUCGUCUCUAGUACCUCAAUCAAGGUGAGAGCAUUCUUCUCAUCCCCGAUUCUUCGUUGAUCUCUUCACAAAACCCUUUUAUUGAAUCUGAAUAGAACCCCACAAUUAUUAUUUCAUACAAUUGAAUUGAACUUCUUCAGCGUUGUUCAUGAACUCCCUCAAGUUACAGACACUACCUUUCUGGCUUUGUUCUCGUGCAAUCCCUUGAGAAAAGUUUCUGUUCUGUGCUUGGUAACGCAUGCGCACUUUUUCAUUUGCAUUUAAGAAGGGGUUUUGGGAAAUGGGGAAGCCUUUGUUUUAUGAGAUCUUGGAAAAACCUGCCACAAGUUGCAUCAUAGGAAUAUGCAGCAUGAUUUGGUUCUACAUACAGAAGAAAAAUAUUGGGUAUUCACAUGUGGGUCUGAGUUAUGAGACCGCUGUAGAAGGGCAUCAUUGGAGGAUAAUUACUUCUGCUUUUUCUCAUAUUAGUGUUAUUCAUCUUGUUUUUAAUAUGAGUGCACUUUGGAGUCUUGGGGUGGUAGAGCAGCUUGGUCACUUGGGCCUUGGUGUUGAGUACUACUUGCAGUACACACUUGUGUUGGUUGUUCUAUCAGGAGUGCUGGUUCUUGCAAUGUAUCAUUUGUUGAUUCAAAGGUUCAAGCUUGAGUAUUUUCGUCGAGUGACGGCUGUUGGGUAUUCCUGUGUUGUUUUUGGGUGGAUGACAAUUCUUUCUGUGAAGCAACCAUCUUCCAAGUUGGAUCUCUUUGGUUUUCUUUCUCUUCCUAUCAGUUUUGCGCCGUUUGAAUCGCUUAUUUUCACUUCGAUCAUUGUUCCUCAGGCGAGUUUUCUUGGCCAUUUAUCGGGCAUUGUUGUUGGAUAUGCUAUAGCAUGGGGUUUGAUUCAUGGGAUGAGCAAUUACUGGGCACUUUCCUUGUUGGGAUGGAUUGCGCUUGUCUUUGUUUUGAGUUUGAAGAGAUCUGGUGCCGUUGACCUAAACUUUCUUGAGAUUGAAUCUGUUACAGAUCCUUCCCUACCAUCUGUGCGGUUUUUGGCAUCAAACAGUGGCAGAACACUGCAGAUGAGUGCGUUGCCAAAUGGAAAUGUUGAAAUUGUCUAAUGUUAAACUGAUAUAUCUUGUGAUAUCAGAUGUUUCCUUGACACACUCAAUAUUGAUAGCAAUGUGAUUCUAAUUCUUCCAAUAUAGAAUUUGUUUAAAGCUUUAGCAAUAUCCCUUUUCAGAGUUUGCAUCUUUAGUUAUGUGAUAAUGAAUGUUCUCUGAUGUUGUAUAUCCAUUUGUUGAAGUGAUACUGCUCGUUGCAAAUUUGCUGCUACUUUUUGCCUUUUUGUUUAAUUUGUGUGCUAGAAUCUGAAUCUAUUGCUCUCAUGGACAAUA